GAAAUAAAACACAAACCCAAGUAUGUUUCAGAGGAGAUAAGAACAUUCCAACAUGGCUUAACACUCACAAGAGUCAAAUGAAGCGUGAGGAUAAGAGGCUAUGGGAACUAACUCCUCCAGGCUAGAUCUCUCAGACCUCUUCACCCAUUGGUCCAGUCGUUCUCGUGCAUUUCCUGUCUGUAGACUAAAGGGGGCCUUGCCUUACACUCCCUUACACUCCCUCACAAACCCUCUCAUUCUCUGGCUUCCUCUCUCCCAGCUGCUGCUUGGACCCUGCUCUUCCCCGGGACGUUGUUGGACUUGUAGCCCCCCCCCAAAGAUGUGCUGUUCGGUGGGAUUCGCGCGGUCUCUCGGCAUGGCCCUGGUCCCUCUGGCUUUGUGUUCCAUAGUGGCCAAUUUGCUCCUGUUGUUUCCAAUGGGGACGAUCAGCUACAUGGAAGAAAACAAAAUAUCCCAGUAUAUUUGGUACUUCGGAGGGUUAGGAGGCGGAGGAGUGCUGAUGAUGGUGCCCGCUGUGGUCUUCAUCACUUUGGGGAAAUGUGACUGCUGCUGGAACCAGAGCCUCAUGAUGUGUGGCUCUGUGCUGGCUGCUGUCAUCGGGCUCCUCGGCUCCACUUACUCGUUCGUGAUCUCGGGCUUCGCUCUGUUCCAGGGGCCCCUCUGCUUUGGCCUGUACGGCUGGAGUUACCCCUUCGACGACCAAACCGGGAGGUAUCUUCUGGAGCCGGAGAGCUGGUCCCGGUGUACGCAGCCCGCCAACAUCGUGGAGUGGAACGUGACCCUGCUGUGCGUGCUCCUGGGUCUGUCCGUGCUCGAGUUCAUCAUCUGUCUGUGUCAGAUCGGUAAUGGUUUGGUGAACGCCGUGUGCCGCCCCUGCUGCUACAAACAGGAGUACAGUCUGAACGCAUAGAGAGAUCGGUGUGAACGAGUGUGUGUGCGUGUGUGUUUGUGUGUGUGUGUGGCUGGGCUGGACUCUGGUCAUGGGAGAGCAGUGCCCCCCGGGUUAGCGCUGAGGAAAACACGUUCGAAUGGGAGUUUGAACUGUUGAGAUUGAUACUUUGCAAUGACGUCACGCUGGGGGUGUUCUACGUGUAUCUCUUGCGAUGAAAUGUUCAGAAGUCGUCGUGGUGACACAAUGAGCACAGCCAAAAAGUUUAAGAACAAUCGAAAACCCUCCAAAAAUAGAAAAUUGAUCUAAACAGCACAUUUUUAGAAGCUUGUGAUCAAAUUGAGCGUUCAUGGUCCUGUUUCAGCAAAAAGGUGAGAGCGACUAAGUGAAAAACUGCAGGCUGAUGCGGGCUUCUGACUGUCAUUUUAUGCGUGACUAGAGUGACCAGACGUCCCUAUUUACUUGGGACUAGGGAUGGGCAUUCGAUGAAAUUUUCUUAAUCGAUCGUCGGAAGAAUUAACGAUUCAUUAUCGAUAAAUCAUUAACGUUUUUAAUAUUAAAAUGAUCAUCAUUAUUAUUAGUAUCUGCACUAAUCUGCAUAAAUAAAUUCAACUUUACGACAUAUAAACUAUAACCACUCUAGAGCCACAUCAGUCCGUUUGACAUUAUAAUGUGUAAUUCAGUUUUGUUCAACUCUCACAGAAACAAAACUUAACACCGCAUCACUAAUUUGCAUAAACUAAGCGAAGAUAAAACUACAGCUCUUGUGUCGCUGAUGUGGUUCAAUUUCUGUCAGAUUAAAAGACAUGACUCAGUGGAAUACAGGUUAGUGUGACCAUAUUUGCCUUUGUCAAAACCAGGACACCGUACGGGGGGAGGGAGGUGGGGACUCGUCAUCGACAUUGUGACUCUCACCUGGUAAAACUUUUUCCCACUGGACACAGAAACAUAUGUGCUGCUUUGUACAAUGUGCACAUGGACUCACACUUGUCCUGACCGGAACGGAAAGCGUGGAAUUUCUUGUACAAAUCAUCGUUAAAUACACAUUUGUGCUUAAACAUGUUGCAGACUGACCGACCGACUGUUUGUGUCUCGCUCCUUCUGAUGUAGAGACACAUGUACAGACCUGUUUGGUCACGAUACACACAGCAACCUACAUUCAGUUUGUCGAUUAAAAUGAACAUAAUCGUUGAAAUUCUUAAUGAUCAAUUAUCGAUUAAUCGACUUAUCAUGCCCAUCCCUACUCGGGACAGUCCCAGUUUUGAGCCCUGUGUCCCCUGUCCCAGCAGAUUUAUACAAAACCACUGAUUUGUCCCAGUUUUCUACAAGAAAUGUCCCAAGUGUCCCUAUUUUUGACCAGUUUGAUCUAAACCAGGUCUAAACUAAGACUAAACCAGGACUAUCACAAUUUUUAAAACUAAAACUCUAUUUGCAUGGGAUAAGUACAAAUUACCGUAUUUUCUGGGCUACUAGGAGCUCUGGAUUAUAAGACGCACUGUCAUUAAAUGGUCUAUUUUUGAACUUUUUUCACAAAUAAACCGCACCGGACUUUAAAGGAAACACAACAGUGUGAUGGGUCAGUGGUUUUGUUUGUUUGUUCGUUCACGGUGACUCUGGGCUUUGUUCAGUUGUGGCGUGUAGGGAGGGUGCUGUCUGGGAUCGCUGGAUUGUCGGUGUGUUCGCAGUGACUCAGUUGUUCAGUUGUGUCUAGAAGUGGCACAUUGCACUCGCUUUUUCGGUUCGUUCCUCCGUUCCGUUCCUCGUCGGCGUGGAGUGAUGAGUGUGUCUGUGGGUGUGUUUCGCUGUGCGGUCACUGUCUGCUCCGUGUGUGUUUGCGUGCGAUGCGGGUGGUGCGGCUUUGUAGUUUACUGAAGUCGUGCUGGGACACUCGAGUGGAUUGUUGUAUAGGGCG
Messenger RNA from Boleophthalmus pectinirostris (great blue-spotted mudskipper), 2801 nucleotides. RefSeq names its product transmembrane 4 L six family member 18 (gene tm4sf1). The coding region runs from base 101 to 910 and encodes 269 amino acids. The transcript has 5 exons. Gene Ontology annotation, cellular component: membrane. The record is from RefSeq and is a predicted model, not a curated record. NCBI's taxonomy places the organism in Eukaryota, Metazoa, Chordata, Actinopteri, Gobiiformes, Gobiidae.